ACCCGGAGGAUACAAUGUUCACUAAACUCUUCCAGCAGUGGAGUUUCGCAGUGUUUCUGCUGAGUUAUUCCGUGCCCUCUUACGGGAGAUCAGUAGAGGGGAUCAGCCGCAGACUCAAACGGGCUGUAUCAGAGCACCAGCUAUUGCAUGACAAGGGCAAGUCAAUCCAAGACUUACGAAGAAGAAUAUUCCUUCAAAAUUUAAUUGAAGGUGUCAACACUGCAGAAAUCCGUGCAACUUCGGAGGUUUCACCUAACCCUAAGCCUGCUACCAAUACGAAGAACUACCCUGUCCGAUUUGGUAGUGAAGAUGAGGGCAGAUACCUAACUCAGGAGACAAACAAAUCACAGACCUACAAAGAGCAGCCCCUGAAGGUAUCGGGGAAGAAAAAGAAAGCAAAGCCUGGAAAACGUAAGGAACAAGAGAAGAAAAAGAGGCGAGCCCGCUCGGCUUGGCUAAAUUCUGGCGUGUAUGGAAGCAGAGUGACCGAGAGCCCACUCUUGGAAAACUCUGUUACAACACAUAAUCACACUUUAAGGUAAUUCUGCUAUAUCCUUUUGUGGGGCAUACCAUAUAUUUACUGAAAUUGUUAUCCUUCAGUGUGAGAGGCCCAGGCCUCACUCAAACCUGGAGUAAUAGCACACCUUUAUGCUCAUAACUGGGCAGUGGCUUUUCAAGCAGUGCACAGUCUCAGGGUGCUUUCUGGAGGUAAGUAAGUACCCUUUCCACUU
Molecule: messenger RNA, 731 nt
Organism: Aptenodytes forsteri (emperor penguin)
Lineage: Eukaryota; Metazoa; Chordata; Aves; Sphenisciformes; Spheniscidae
Gene: PTHLH
Product: parathyroid hormone like hormone
Exons: 2
Coding region: 15-542 (175 amino acids)
Biological process (GO): osteoblast development; regulation of chondrocyte differentiation; adenylate cyclase-activating G protein-coupled receptor signaling pathway
Cellular component (GO): extracellular region
Molecular function (GO): peptide hormone receptor binding; hormone activity
Source: RefSeq, a predicted model, not a curated record